Ostertagia ostertagi is the source of this 1005-nucleotide messenger RNA. Lineage: Eukaryota; Metazoa; Nematoda; Chromadorea; Rhabditida; Trichostrongylidae. The record is from the annotation of a GenBank genome assembly.
AUGCCGCCGCCAAGCAACCCUGUUUUCUACUCGGUUCCAACAGCUGCUCCUGCUACUGCUACAACAGUUCCAUAUUUCUAUACACCAGAUGUAUUCGUGCAACAUCAGAUGCAACUUCCACAACCGAUGCCACCACCGCAAACUGUGCUGCCUGCUGAAGUUCCAAUGAAUAGAACUAAGUCAGCUGUACGUCCUUUGAGCACAUCCACUCCGUUACCUACAGAAUUCGCAAUCCCACCACCGAUGACAAAUCAACUGCCCUAUGCUGGCAACCUCAACGUCGCCCAUCUGAAAUACCACAGGAACAUGGAACAGGAUGAUGUGCUUGCGAAUUUGUCAAAAAUUUCAAUUGUAUCUGAAGAAACAGUUGGCGGAGAAAAUGACAAAGAUGUAGAGCCACCGCGUGCUCCUAAUGCCAGAUACAAGACGAAACUGUGUAAGAACUUCGGCCCGUACGCGUCCAAUUAUUGUCCUUAUGGUCUUCGCUGCGAAUUUAUCCAUCCUAAUGAUAAGGAAUAUGCCCUUGUGUGUCCUAAUCCAAACCAUUUGUCGGCCCGCAAUCCAAACACCAUCGAAAAUUUCUCCCAGAAUAUGUGCAAUGUUACUCCAGAAACAGUCUGUGAAGCUCCCCCGAUAUCGGUGACUCGAAGUGCUGUUAAACCUGCGGCCGAGAAGAUUCUUCUCAAGAAUCGUAACAUCGCCGGCUCUAUGAUGUGUCUUGCAACGACAGGCCGACGUGAGCACACUUCUGAUGACAGUGCGAUCGGAUCUGGCUCUUCCGAGAGUGGUGGAUCCAUGGCACAUGUUAAAGCGUUGGCUAGAGCUCGUGAGAGCAUGCAGGCUCCAACGGUUCCGAUGAAGUUUCUUCGAAGACGCUCCAUGUCACAGCUGACUCUGAAGCGAUUCAACUCAAUUGAGAACUUAGAUGUCGCUGCUUCAUGCUCCCAGUUGGCUAACCUUGAGUUUAAUCGAGGUCAGAUGAAUAGUAUCCUAUCUCCGUUGAAA